CGCCUGCGCGGUUGCUCCUCUCCCUCCCUCCCGGCGGAGUCGGCCAUCUUGCCGUCGGCGGCCAAGGACGCGGGCGCUGAGGGAGAAUUGUCAUAAUGUCCUCCGCACUGUUGCCCAAACCACAGAUGCGUGGCCUUCUGGCCAAACGCCUGAGAUUUCACAUUGUUGGAGCCUUUACUGUAUCCAUGGGACUGGCUGCUCUAUAUAAGUUUGGAGUGGCUGAACCUAGAAAAAAGGCAUAUGCGGAUUUCUACAGAAAUUAUGAUUCGAUGAAAGACUUUGAAGACAUGAGAAAGGCUGGCAUCUUCCAGAGUGUGGGACCCAAAUGAUCAUGCAGGCUCCGAGGAGGCUGAAGUCAUGGAGGCUUUAUCAUUUACCUGUUUCUUGAACUGUAGAAUUGAAUGCAUGGACAUGCUGGUAUGGAAGUAUAUCUUGAUAAAUAAAUACUUAAACCUUUAA
This is a messenger RNA of Tachyglossus aculeatus (Australian echidna), 459 nucleotides long. RefSeq names its product cytochrome c oxidase subunit 6C. The record is from RefSeq and is a predicted model, not a curated record. Gene Ontology annotation, biological process: mitochondrial electron transport, cytochrome c to oxygen. The coding region runs from base 96 to 329 and encodes 77 amino acids. The transcript has 4 exons. Lineage: Eukaryota; Metazoa; Chordata; Mammalia; Monotremata; Tachyglossidae.